Messenger RNA from Cajanus cajan (pigeon pea), 1641 nucleotides. It is a transcript of the gene HDA14, whose product is annotated as histone deacetylase 14. The record is from RefSeq and is a predicted model, not a curated record. Gene Ontology annotation, biological process: epigenetic regulation of gene expression. Gene Ontology annotation, molecular function: histone deacetylase activity. NCBI's taxonomy places the organism in Eukaryota, Viridiplantae, Streptophyta, Magnoliopsida, Fabales, Fabaceae. Gene Ontology annotation, cellular component: histone deacetylase complex; cytoplasm.
CAGAAAAUGUGGUGGUGUGUGAUUUGUCAAAAUUUGUGAUAACUGAUAAAGUAGAUGUUUUGAUUAACGGCCUCUCAACUCUCAAGUUCGUGUGGCAGUAACAGUCUCCUCUCCAUGCUUCCUCGCUCUCCUUCUUCCUUCGGGAACGCCUUCUUUCUUGUGGGUCAUCGUGUUUUGGACAUAAGAGUGUGUAAUGGUAGCUUAUUCCGUAAGAGUCAGAGAUGUUUCGGAGCGUCCAUUUCGUGUUCGGGCGGUGUCAGGAACCAAUCUAUUGUGCCUUCUAUUGAGCAACUAAGCGAUGCACGGGUUAUAUACUCUGUCGCUCCAUCUAUGGGCCACAACCAGGAGUCUCAUCCAGAAUCACAUUUUAGAGUUCCUGCGAUUGUGAAUGCUCUAGAGGAAAUGCAGCUUACUUACAAGUUCCGUGGCUCUGAGGUAAUUGAACUUCAACAUUUUGAGCCUGCUUCAGUAGACGAUAUUGCAAGUGUGCAUGCAAAAGCCUAUGUUUCUGGGCUUGAAAAGGUUAUGGACCAAGCUGUGGAGAAGGGCCUUAUUUUCGUUGAUGGUUCUGGACCAACAUAUGCCACUGCCACUACCUUCCAGGAGUCAAUAAUUGCAGCUGGCGCUGGAUUAGCCUUAGUUGACUCAGUGGUUGCAGCUUCAAAGAUAAAGAGAGAUGCACCCACUGGUUUUGCUCUGAUAAGACCGCCAGGACAUCAUGCUGUUCCACAAGGACCUAUGGGCUUCUGCAUUUUUGGAAAUGUGGCCAUUGCAGCCCGUUAUGCUCAGCGUGUUCAUGGACUGAAGCGUGUGUUCAUAAUUGACUUUGAUGUUCAUCAUGGGAAUGGAACGAAUGAUGCUUUCUAUACUGAUCCGGAUGUAUUUUUCCUUUCUUUUCAUCAAGAUGGAAGCUAUCCAGGUACUGGUAAAUUUGAUGAGGUGGGUAGUGGAGACGGUGAAGGAACCACACUAAAUCUGCCUCUUCCUGGAGGCUCUGGUGAUACUGCUAUUAGAACUGUGUUCGAUGAAGUCAUUGUACCAUGUGCUCAAAGAUUUCAACCAGACAUAAUUCUCGUUUCUGCUGGAUAUGAUGGCCACGUGUUGGAUCCACUUGCUAAUCUUCAAUACACAACUGGAACAUAUUACAUGCUAGCGUCCAGUAUUAAACAACUAGCGAAAGACUUAUGUGGUGGCCGAUGUGUGUUUUUCUUGGAGGGAGGGUAUAAUCUGAAGUCUCUUUCAUAUUCCGUGGCAGACACAUUCCGUGCUCUUCUUGGGGAUCCAAGCUUGGCAUCUGAGUUUGAUGACCCUAACAUUUUGUACGAAGAGCCAUCCACAAAAGUUAAGCAAGCUAUUCAGAGGAUAAAACACAUUCAUUCCCUGUGAUGUCGAAAAUCUGAAACUGGCAUGACAAGUAUGCAUCUAGCAUUAAUAAUUUCAUUUUCUGUGGGUUCCAUCCAUAAGUAUAUGUCUUUACUUUACCCCCUUGAAUUGGGUGGCCAUUGUCCCACUCAUCAUAUAGAAGCAAAGCCAUUGUACAUGAUUACUUGUGGUGUUCGAACAAAAUCUCCGGUUACAGUUAUUAGAUGCCGUGCAGCCAUGGCUGUAUCUCUCUGUAUAUAUAUAUAAUAAUAAUUUUAU